This is a messenger RNA of Camelina sativa (false flax), 2219 nucleotides long. The record is from RefSeq and is a predicted model, not a curated record. Lineage: Eukaryota; Viridiplantae; Streptophyta; Magnoliopsida; Brassicales; Brassicaceae.
UGUUCGUCGAUCAACUAAUGAUGGCGGCUCACCAUCGUUAUCUUUACCGACACCAACCCCAUCGCCAUCUCUCACUUCGACUCCUCAGCCUUCCUCGUCUCCUACUGUGGAACCUGCUAGUCCGGUCAUUGAUGCGAUUCCGCUUCGUCGGGGAGAGCGUCAUUGCAAUCCUCCGGUUAAAUUACAAGAUUAUCAUAUUAACACUGCUCAGACAAGGCUGUUAGGUACAUCAAAAUCUCUCUACCCUAUUAAUAAUUAUGUGAGUUGUUCACGUUUUUCUGAACCGCACCGUGCGUAUCUGGUGGCUAUAACGUCGGCUGAGAGCCAACCUCUUAUAAACAAGCAGUGCAGAGUAAGGUAUGGACAAAAGCAAUGGGGUCGGAAGUUGUUGCUUUGGAAGAGAAUCAAACUUGGACAGUUGAGGAUUUGCCUCCAGGAAAGAAAGCCAUAGGAUCAAAAUGGGUCUACAAGAUUAAACACAAUUUGGAUGGGACGGUUGAACGAUACAAGGCACGUUUGGUAGCUCUUGGUAAUAGACAGAUCGAAGGAGUCGAUUAUGGUGAAACUUUUGCACCUGUUGCGCGAAUGCAAACGGUACACAUGUUUCUUGAAGUUGCUGCAGGGAAUAACUGACCGGUUCAUCAGAUGGAUGUUCACAAUGCGUUCCUGCAUGGUGAUCUUUAAGAAGAGGUGUAUAUGAAGCCCCCUCCUGGAUACUUAGCUGCUAAUGACACAAGAGUUUGUCGGUUGCGAAAAUCCUUGUACGGUCUUAAGCAGGCUCCUCGCUGCUGGUUCGCCAAACUGACAACAGCGUUAAAAGAAUAUGGGUUUGUUCAGUCUUUGUCGGAUUACUCAUUGUUUGUUUUUGACAAAGGAGGGAUACGAAUUAAUCUUCUGAUAUAUGUUGACGACAUGAUCGUUACAAGCAACUCUGUUGAGGCUCUUACAAUCUUCAAAGCUUAUCUGGCUUCUUGUAUUAAGAUGAAGGAUCUAGGAGCCUUGAAAUAUUUUUUAGGCAUUGAGGUCUCUCGCAGCUCACAGGGGUUCUAUCUUAGUCAACACAAAUAUGCACUUGAGAUUAUUGCUGAUGCUGGUUUGCUAGGAUGCAAACCUGAUUCCUUUCCCUUAGAGCAGAAUCAUAACCUCGCACUCUCUACCUCGCCUCUUCUGUCGCAACCAGAGCCGUACCGUCGAUUGAUUGGUCGAUUAAUAUAUCUUGGUGCCACACGACCGGAUUUAGCAUACUCUGUUCAAUUUCUUGCACAGUUUAUGAAGACACCUAGAGAGGAUCAUUGGGAAGCUGCUAUAAGGGUUGUUCGAUACUUGAAAGGAAAUCCAGGUCAAGGAAUCCUCUUGAAUGCAAAAUCAAAUUUCCAGCUCACUGGUUGGUGUGAUUCUGAUCACUCAGGCUGUCGUCUAACACGGAGGUCUGUUUCUGGCUAUUUUAUUCAACUUGGCACUUCUCCCGUCUCAUGGAAAACGAAGAAGCAGAAAACGGUAAGCAUGUCGUCUACUGAAGCUCAGUACCGCGCCAUGGCUUACAUCACCAAGGAACUCAUCUGGCUGAAGAUAGUUUUACAUGAUCUUGGGGUUUCACAUACACAGUCUAUGCGUCUUUAUUGUGAUAGCAAGUCAGCUAUUCAUAUUGCAACAAACCCAGUCUUUCACGAACGCACAAAGCAUAUCGAAAACGACUGCCACUUUGUUCGUGAUGAGAUUCAGUCUCGUAAUCUUCAUCUUGUUCAUGUUCAGAGUAAUGCGCAGUUGGCCGACAUCUUUACAAAGCCUCUUGGUCGAUCGAGUUUUCAAACAUUUUGUGACAACCUGGGCAUCCUUGAUCUGCAUACCUAAUGAUAAACACACCGAAACAUUCAUCUCCUUCUCUGAUCUUGCAUCGAACAUAGUUUUCUCACGUCCCGGGAACGUAGCUGCAUUCAGUGAUGAUGAUCCAUUCCGCAGCUCUCCUUUAACUCAGGAAAAACAACAUUUGAUGAAUCACUUCCAAAUUCCAAUCUGAAGUACCUCUCCUAUUUGUUGUGCUUCACCGUAAAGUUUCAUAGUUUGUGAGGGAUAGUAUCUGGAUACUAAAUAGUAAAUAGAAUCUGUUCUCAUUAAGUUGACUCGUAUAUAAGCGUAAAUUACUUCUUCCAUGGUCAUCAGACUCAUCACUACCGUUUAUAUUUGAUUAUUCAUAAUCUUUAAAAAUAUCUGAUUUUUUA